Messenger RNA from Mytilus californianus (California mussel), 2350 nucleotides. RefSeq names its product L-proline trans-4-hydroxylase-like. The coding region runs from base 56 to 913 and encodes 285 amino acids. The record is from RefSeq and is a predicted model, not a curated record. The transcript is spliced from 10 exons. Lineage: Eukaryota; Metazoa; Mollusca; Bivalvia; Mytilida; Mytilidae.
AUCGGAGUUAUAAAUAGAUUACUGUUUCGAGAGGUGCGAUCCAGUAAAGGUCAAGAUGAGCUACAUUGCAGAAUAUCAGUAUACAGAUGAAUUCGAAGCAAAUCACAAAAUGGUACAAGAUUUUAAAGAUUACGGCUAUAUAUUAGUCAGGAACCUAUAUGACAAAGAAGAAGUAGCAAUGCUUAUCAAAGCAGUGAGUGAAACUGAUGCCUUUCUCAAGAAUUCUUAUCAGGUUGAGAAGGGGGCAAAAAAGGCACCAAGGAUAAUAUGGAGUCAUCCAGGAACUGACGUCACAGGUAUGGCAGCUAGAUGUGAAAAAGUUGUAAACACUUGUGAGAAGUUACUUGGAGGUGAAGUCUAUCAUUAUCAUUCUAAGUACAUGUUAAAAGAUCCUAAUAUGGCGGCUCCUCAUUACUGGCACCAAGAUUAUGGAUACUGGUACAAAUGUGGCAAUCUGUUUCCUGACAUGAUGACAGUAUGGGUAGCUUUGGAUAAAGCAGUUAAACAAAAUGGUUGUAUGGAGAUUCUUAGUGGCUCUCAUAAAUGUGGUCGAAUUGAACACCAUCCAUUUGAUGGCCAAUAUGUUGGUCUCAAAUCUCGUGUUGACUUGAUUAGAGAAAGAUGCCCUCACCACUACAUGGAAAUGAAUCCAGGAGAUGCUCUGUUCUUUCACUGCAAUACAAUUCACCACAGUAGUGCCAACAAAAGUGAUUUGAGAAGAUGGGCUUACAUAAUGACUUACAACAGGGCUUCCAAUAACCCAACAAUGGUACAUCAUCAUCCACAGUAUACUCCUUUAGAAAAGGUUGCUAAUUCUGCUGUCAAAGAAUGUACCAAUUAUACAAAUUUGUCAGGAAAGGAUUUUAUUCAUCCACUAAAGAACACGACGUUAACAGAGUUAUAUCAGAGAUAAAGUACACACACAAACUAAAAUCUAAAAAAUAAUAUCCAGUUGUAACAGAGAGAAUGAUUUAAUAAUCAGUAUUUUAAAACAUGUUAGUAUUAGAUAUGAGACGAAUAUAUCUUUUUUAAAUAAUAGUAAUUUAGUGUGCUUGUAUUUGAUAUAGGCUUCUCAUAUCUGAGAGGCGUUAGUCCCGAAGAUAUGAGACGACUACAUCUGAUUUACGUACAAUUCAUAAAUAAAUAUUUUAUCUUUUCUCUUGUUCUGUAAAGAGCAAUCAGUUUUUAUAAAACAGGAAAAGUGUCAUUAUCUCAAAUUUUCAAGAUGAAGUAACACUUUCAGAAGAUGUUUUGUAGUUAUGGAUUUGGAAUGAAUUCUUAAUUGCGUCUAUUUUUCUGUCUUCAAAUUGAUACUUUAUCAUUGCUUUUGUAUGGCAAUAUGAAUCGCUGUACUAUCUGUCCUUUUUUCUGGUUUAAUUGCCAAAAUCUGAACUUAUUGCGGAUAAAUGAUAACACUUCUAUGUAAAUUUUAUUGUAAUUAUUAUCUCAGUGAAUGUAUGGAUUUUAUAGGAUUUCACAUUCUUAUAUUUUAUGGCUUUCUAGCAAAAGCCAGCAAAUUAUAUGUAAAAAAUAAAAAUAUGUAAUUUAAGAUAAUUUUCAUUGACUUUCAUUGGUUCAAUAUAUGACAUCCUUAAGGGAGGAAAGACAUACAUAAUCAUGGUUGAAUAUAUAUUACUUUUGUUAAUGUUUUUAUCCUUGAAAUUAUUUAAAGAUUAUUAUACUAUGUGAUAAUGAAUGAACUAAGGUGUGGGUUACGUCUAUGAGACAGCAACCCAGCUUGUUUGGUAGCUUACAUCUGAUUACGGGUACAUUUAAAGAAAUACCAUUCGGGCAAUCACUCGAUUUAUGUUAGCUUAAUGCACGGUUGUGGUUUAAAUGAUACAUUCUGACAGCACAUUUCAGUUGAUACAUAUGGAACAUUGACUCAAAAUAUGAUACUUAUUUUUUUUUUAUUUAUGCACGGCUUUCCCACAUGUAAUAAUAUGCAAAACAAUAAGAUUCUUCCCUAAUUAGUAUUACAACGCUUGCAUGUAUUUAUAAGAAGUUUAGGUGAAAAUUGUGCAUAGUCAUUUGAUAUUUAAAAAAACAACUGAACUGCCGAAAUAACACUGCUGCAGUUUAAAAAUAAUAAUAUAAUCUUCGUUUUGUUCAUGGAGCAAAUCAUCUGAUAACAUGUAUAGAAGUAUAGGUUGAAAUCCCGCUGAGGGAAGAGCACACGUAUUAAACUGCUAAUUUGAAGUUGUAACACUUUUGAAUUGUUGGAUUUAUAUAAUGAUAUGGCAUAUAAUUUGUUGAUUUUAAGUAAUGUAUAAAAUAUUAAUGUUUUUGAACGCACUAAUAGCAUCAAUGAAAUGCAUACCAAUGAAAUAUUAAAAAUGUGAAAACUAAA